Prorocentrum cordatum is the source of this 693-nucleotide messenger RNA. Lineage: Eukaryota; Dinophyceae; Prorocentrales; Prorocentraceae. The record is from the annotation of a GenBank genome assembly.
GAGCGCGACGGCGGCACCACCAAGCCGCCGUGGGCUCGGGGAUCGGCAGCCUCGCGGUGCUAGGCAACGCUGGCGGCAAGCAGUACAGUGACCUCGGGAUCGACGCAAUGCAGGCCUUGGCGGCACUCGCCGAAUCCAAGGGAGACAGGGAGAUGGCCGAGAAGUAUCGUGGGGCCAUCAAGGCAAAGUCCCAGCCAGCAGCCCCAGCUCUGUCCAAGGAUGAGUUGCGUUCCAUGGUCAAGUUGGCUGAAACAUCGGGUGACGAGGACACGGCGAAGAAGUACAAACUGCUACUCGACCAGGCCAAGGGGAAAUUGGAAUCGGAGAAUGCGGUCCUCAGCAACCUACUGGUGCAGGUGGAGGCCAAGCGCCAGUUGGUCUCGGAGCUGGUCUCGGAGCUCGAUCUUGCCGGAGCCGAGUGCAAGCUGGCGGCGUCGGAGGCGGCGGCGGGCGUGCGCGCUGCCGAGCAGGCGGCCACUGCAGGCGCGACGCAGCCCGUCAAGCUCUCAUCGUCGAAACUCAUGGAUGGUGAGUUUGACAACCUCGUGCUGGAGGAUGACGGGCUUUUCGGCUGCCAGCGGUUUGAGGAGCUGGGGCAGGAGACAUAUCAUGAGGCGCAGAAUCGCAAGAAUCAGAUGCUCCAGACGUUCAAGCAGAUGGCGGGCACUUUCUUUGGCGAGAUCCGCCGGGAGG